AUGACAAGCGCAACACAGGGACCUAUUCCUAUAAUCAGGUCUGGUGAAACAACGAACAGCAAUGCCAUGCAUGACGGUACACCGAUGGCCAGGACUAACACCUCUGGUAGCUACUUGGGGCUCAGUGCGGGUCUGAGUGGAAGCGCCAGUUUCAGGGAAGCUAUGGCUGUGUCCUUCGGUAAAGAUGUUGCUGACUUGCUUGAAUAUUCGAUUGGGCGCUUCUCCUCCUCUACAGACUCCGACGCCACUGUGGCAGGACCAUCGUCUGUACGGCUAGAGUCAACUUUUUGCCGAAACUUUACUUGCUGCGGCAAAGAGUUGGAUGAUUUGCAUGAUCUUCUACAGCAUUAUGAAGAGUGUCAUGUGCGAUUUGAGGAUGAUGACACUGAAAGUAUGGUGACUGAUGAAGACAUGGAUGAUGCAAGCAUGACGACCGAGGCGUCAGCUUCAUCGCAACACCCAACAGCAGCCGCACCUUUAGCUGCGACUACCGAUGUUGGAAUGAGCAACAGUUCUGUGGACGAAGAAAUGCCAUCAGCCCGAUCACGCCCACUGAUUUCUUCAACUAUCAAUAACACGCCCAUGGUAUCUACCACGAACGAAAACUUAGAGUACCCGAGCGCCUUUGACACUGCUGUUAUGUGCUCUCCAUCGGGUCGUGGAAAGAAGCGCACGCAUGGACAGCAGGCUGGUGGCUCUUCCUCGAAUCCCUUGUUCCGUGCACUACUCGAAAACGGAGGCCGUCACCCGCUCAGCAUGUCAGGUACUUAUUCGUCGCCCUUCUCGAGCCCAGGUACUUCUCGGGCGGGUACACCAUCGAUCGAUUCUGAAAAUGAAGCAUUUUUAGGCUCGACAACGCAACCUACUAUAUUCUCUAACCUCAAUAUUCGCGGUAAUGCUGCCGAUGACCAGCUUCCGUCUUGUGCACCGCCGAAUCUGUUCUUCCCAUCAGCGAAUGUCGCAUCGCUGCAACGUCCAGUGAAACGCGAGCGCUUUGGACCAAUUACUACUCCAAGUACGCCUUCUACGCCUACAACUGCCAAUUUCUCUGGUUCGUCUACCUCUGCGGCAGACAACAGUACCUCUGAACAUCGCCCAUACAAAUGCCCUGCCCCGGGAUGUGAUAAAGCUUAUAAGCAAAUGAAUGGGCUAAAAUAUCACAGGUUGCAUGGACACUGUAAUCAAAAUCUGCGCAAUGUGAACUCCGGCAAUGCUACUUCUUCGCCAAAUACGGUCACGACAGCGUCGUCGACGCAAGGCUCGACGGCUCAGAAACCUUCAACUCCUAAUGUACUUGGUGCUGGAGUCACAUCCGCGUCUGCUUCUUCGAAUGACACAAGUAUCGGGACGCCUGGACCCGUGUUGGGAUCAGGCGACGCGACGGCGAAAUCUGAAUUCAAGCCAGAUUCGCCUCAAAGUGACGUCAUAAUGACUGGUAUUUCGACGCCAGCUCAAGGCUUGUUUUCCUCUUUAAAUUAUGGAACUCCAUUGGGGUCUCCGACCGCCCCUAACAAGCAAGAACCUGUAUCCGUUUCACCAGCUAAGAACUUAAACAAUGCCCAACCGGAUAAGAUGUACGUUUGUCAGGUUGGCAACUGUGACAAGCGUUACAAGAACCUUAAUGGACUUCGUUAUCAUUAUUUGCAUUCGGGCUCACACGGUCUGCUGGGUCUCCAGCUUCUUCAUGCAAACGGAGGUGGAGCAAGUGCCAAGGCAGAUAGUGUGAGUGGUCGCCCUCCUGUGUCGACAGACACGCUAUCUCGUGAGCAGAUUGUCCAGGCUGCUGCUGCUGCCCAGGCUUUAUUAAGCCAGCAAGGAGCAAAUUGCAACAAGGGUCCUAACGGGAACACCAACCCAAACCUCACAGCUGCGGCUUUCCUUUCAUCCGUGACAAAUAACAAUGCAGCGAUUGCUAUGGCCAAUGCCGAGCCAUUGUAA
Molecule: messenger RNA, 1938 nt
Organism: Malassezia restricta
Lineage: Eukaryota; Fungi; Basidiomycota; Malasseziomycetes; Malasseziales; Malasseziaceae
Product: zinc finger protein, C2H2 type
Exons: 1
Coding region: 1-1938 (645 amino acids)
Cellular component (GO): nucleus
Source: RefSeq, a predicted model, not a curated record